GGCGACCGAGGUGACGAGAGCCAGUUUGGUGGCUUUUUUGAGUGAAAAUUUCCCUGCCCCUUUUCCGGUGUUCGUGGGCAGCUCGUGCGGAAAAAGCUGCAUACGUUUGCAUACGCUCGUUUGCGGUGCGUUUCGCGUGUGAUCGGAUCGUUGUGAAGACGUACAAAAAUAACACUAAGAAAGGGAGAUAUAAAAACGCUAGUGCACCAUGGGAACGAAAAUCGAGUACGUUGACUCGAGCCACAUGUACGCGACGAACUACAUCCGCAACUCGAAGGCGAUCGCCGUCCUGUGGGCGAUCUUUAGCAUUUGCUACGCGAUCAUCAGUGUUGUCGCAUUCGUGACACCAGAAUGGGUCGGUGAUGCAGAUUCGGAUGCCGGAGGACGACUUGGCUUGUGGCAGAUCUGCCAAAAGGACGAUCUCACCGACAGUUGCACCGGCAGGCUGGAGGAUCUGCUCGAAAUGCAAUCCAUAGCGUUUCAGGUGGCGACGGUAUUUUGUGGCCUAGCCGUCGCGACUUCCGUGCUGGCGAUCUUCUGCCUGCUGCUGAUGGUGUUCAUGAAGUCAACGACCGUUUUUCACAUUUGCGGCUGGAUGCAGAUGCUUUCCGCUCUCUGCAUGGUGAUCGCGUGCGUUUCCUUUCCAUUCGGCUGGAAUUCGGACGAGUUCCGUAAGAUUUGUGGACCGGAGUCAAAUCGCUUCGAGGUUGGCCUUUGCAGUUUGCGCUGGGCGUACCCAUUGGCGAUCAUUGCUUGCAUCGAUGGGUUCAUCCUAGCCACAUUGUCCUUCAUCCUAGCGACGCGACACGUUCGUUUGCAACCGGAACCGCAAUACCAAAGCAGUACGUAUAGAGGAGAAAUAAACAACGCCUACGUUACGGAUGUUGCCAGCAUCGCUGGUUCCCGGAAAUCGCUUAAUCUUCAGCCUGUGCUGCUAGUGGCGCCUCCGCAUAUAAUAUUUUAAGCACCAAUAUCCAUCCUGUCUGGAAGAACCUUAAUUUUACCUACCGAUCGUUGAGCUUAGCGCGAGUGUGCUUUUUCCUCGCAGUGUAAAUGUUUAGGGCUCAACGCACGCGCACUAUAGAGAGUGCGAGAGCAGCCUGUUUAAGCUUAGGCUCGAUUUGUUUUCUACUUUCACUUCCGCGAUCCUCGAGGAGAGCUGAUCGAUUUAGCUUUUCUGGGGAAUAUGCAAGCUAGCCCGAAGAUGUAGAAUUAUAUAGUAAGAACCGGCUAUCGA
Anopheles nili is the source of this 1237-nucleotide messenger RNA. It is a transcript of the gene Tmhs, whose product is annotated as LHFPL tetraspan subfamily member 3 protein. The record is from RefSeq and is a predicted model, not a curated record. NCBI's taxonomy places the organism in Eukaryota, Metazoa, Arthropoda, Insecta, Diptera, Culicidae. Gene Ontology annotation, biological process: sensory perception of sound. The coding region runs from base 209 to 964 and encodes 251 amino acids. The transcript is spliced from 6 exons. Gene Ontology annotation, cellular component: plasma membrane.